GGAGGCGGCACUGGCGGCAGGCACCGGCCUCCGGGCCGCCGAGGCAGGGAGACAAAAGGGAAACUGCCUCUGCUUGCGGUGCGGGUUUGGAACAACCAGCUCAUCCGCCUCUAGCUCGGCUCCGUGCGCCUCCUCCCCCCUACCCUAGGCUACUGCUCCGCCUCCCUCCAGGCGGGCUGUCCCCGCAGUGCUUCGUAUCCGGCGAGCCUUCAGGGCGCGCGUCGCUGCUGGUGGUUGGGGCUCUAGCGAUAAUAAAUGAUAGAGGAUACGAUGACUUUGCUGUCUCUGCUGGGUCGCAUCAUGCGCUACUUCUUGCUUAGACCUGAGACGCUUUUCCUGCUGUGCAUCAGCUUAGCGCUCUGGAGUUACUUCUUCCACACGGACGAAGUAAAGACCAUCGUCAAGUCCAGCCGGGACGCGGUGAAGAUGGUGAAGGGCAAGGUGGCUGAGAUUAUGCAGAACGAUCGACUUGGAGGGCUUGAUGUGCUGGAGGCCGAGUUUUCUAAGACCUGGGAGUUCAAGAGCCAUAACGUGGCGGUGUAUUCCAUCCAGGGCCGAAGAGACCACAUGGAGGACCGCUUCGAAGUUCUUACCGACCUGGCCAACAAAACGCACCCGUCCAUCUUUGGGAUCUUCGAUGGGCACGGCGGCGAGACUGCAGCUGAAUAUGUAAAAUCUCGGCUCCCAGAGGCCCUCAAACAACAUCUUCAGGACUACGAGAAAGACAAAGAAAACAGUGUAUUGUCUUACCAGACCAUCCUUGAACAGCAGAUUCUGUCAAUUGAUCGAGAAAUGUUAGAAAAAUUGACUGUAUCCUAUGAUGAAGCAGGCACAACAUGUUUGAUUGCUCUGCUGUCAGAUAAAGACCUCACUGUGGCCAAUGUGGGUGACUCACGAGGAGUCCUGUGUGACAAAGAUGGGAAUGCCAUUCCCUUGUCUCAUGAUCACAAGCCUUACCAACUGAAGGAAAGAAAAAGGAUAAAGAGAGCUGGUGGUUUCAUCAGUUUCAAUGGUUCCUGGAGGGUCCAGGGAAUCCUGGCCAUGUCUCGCUCCCUGGGGGAUUAUCCGCUGAAAAACCUCAAUGUGGUCAUUCCAGACCCAGACAUCCUCACCUUUGACCUGGACAAGCUCCAGCCUGAGUUCAUGAUCUUGGCAUCAGAUGGCCUAUGGGAUGCCUUCAGCAAUGAAGAAGCAGUCCGAUUCAUCAAGGAGCGCUUGGAUGAACCUCACUUUGGAGCCAAAAGCAUAGUAUUACAGUCAUUUUACAGAGGCUGCCCUGAUAAUAUUACUGUCAUGGUGGUAAAGUUCAGGAAUAGCAGCAAAGCAGAAGAGCAGUGAACCCUUCGGGGUCUCAGCUGCCUUAGACUAAAGGACUUUUGACACACUGGUUUCUUUUAAUGUAGUGAAAGGUGUGGGAAUUGUAAUUAGGAUCAUCCAUCCCAGACACUGAAUCCCCACCCCACCCCCUGCAGUGAUGAACAGAGGAUACCCCUGGCCAAUGUAGUUGAGUGGCUGAAAAAUGGUUUCUUUGUUUCCCCAACUCUUCUAUGUCCAAAAUAUAUAAAUAGGUAGCUGUAGAUCCACAUGUAUGAAGUGAACAGCAGAUGCACCAUGUAUUCUCCUUCUUAAGAUUCUUUUUAAGAUCCCUUUCAGGGUCCUCCAGGCAUCAGCCUUUAUGUCCCCUCUGAAACCCUGGGUGGGACAAGCCUCCCUUCCUGCAUAAGACAGGCCAUUGUGACCUAUAAGUCAGGGGCUGAUGUUCAGUCAAGGGGCAAAGUAGUCCUAGAAUGUGUGGUCCUCCUGAGUCCAUGUUUUCUCCUGAGCAGCAGCCUGGAAACAGAUUUGGAACUGUUUAUGAUUUGUGGGCUGCUCUUGGAGGCUAAGAAAAACUGUGAGGUUGGGCGAUCAGAGGCAGUGGCUGCACAGCAGAAAUAACCCUUUUCCCUUCCUCCUUUUAUUAGUUAAAUAGAUUUUGGGUACCACCUGAUGAACCUUUGUAUGUUUAUCCUAAUCAUGCAUGACCUUACCUUUUGCUUACACCUUCCUGUAUGUAAUGGGCAAUUAUUAAUUUCAUAACACACACCACAAUUUUUCAUCUUAGCUAAUCAAGAAAUCAUAUUAGGGGAAAUGAAAACCGCAAGUCACAAUGCCAUCAUUCCUUCCACCUUUAAGAACACAUAGAGGAAAACCAUACUGAAUGAGUCACAGUGCUCCUGGGAAAGCUGGCAGUUUGCACUGGAAGUGAAAGGAAUGAGCAGGUGAGAUUACCACCCUGAAGUGAACACCAGCUGCAAGUUUUUGUGCAGUUUUCCCCAAGCCCUAGCUUAAUAGCUUUUGAGCAUCUUUCAAGCAGUAUUUGGAGAAGCAACAGCCUAGAACUGCAUGUGUUCCUUGAAGCCAGAAACACGUUCCCAGACUUUGGAAUUAUGUGGUGAACUACUGGGGCAUGCUUUUUCUCGCCAAUGAAAAGGAUGAAGCUUUUCACAUUUGGUUGCAAACCUCUAUCCACAUUGGGUAGCCUUCCUCAGGCAAAGGCAAACGGCCCCACUUCGACUAAAGGGACUUGUGGGGGACUUGUGUGCAGUGGCAGCAAAGCUGGAUGAGAAUUCAAAGAAGAACCCACAUCGAUAAGUGGCCUAGAAUUAUUUGGAGGCCUGGCUUUGCUGUUCUGUUUCCUAUCAAUCACCAAAGUCAUAUUUUUUCCAGCCUCAGCAUUUUAUAAGUUAAUUUAUAGAAAAUGCUGGGUUAUCCUCUUUGCCUGAAGAAGGCAGCUCUAACAGCUAAACUUCUGUUGCAUCCCCACCCCCGGGUGCACCUGGUUUUAUUCUUUCUGAGUGGACAUUAGUCCUUACGAAUGCCUGUUCACUGGCCGCCUCCAACCCAUGGUGCCCUACCCUCUGUUCCCCUUCAGCUGCAGAGCUUUCCUGAAGCAGUUUCCAGGAAAGAACUCAGGAGAAUGAUUAACUUAUGCUGCGAAGAACUGCAGUUUGUCUUGAUACUUCCAAGAACUUACCUAUCUUUGACUGCAAUGAGAAUUAAUAAUGAUUUCCCAAGAUUUUGUAUUCUGUAUUUUCCAACAUUAAUGUUAGAAUCUUGAUUAUUGUUUUUUAGCCAUAGAAUGUUUUAGUACAAAAUAUCUGCUGCCAUUUUAGAUUUAAGCAGUUGUUCCUUGAAAGACACUGAACAUUUGGAUGUGUGUAUUUAGGGCAGAGGUGGGAACAGAAAUGUGGGAAACAAAUUAUUGUGAUCAGUGAUGGGCAUUCAGACCAGGUAGCUGAGUUUGCUUGAAUAUCUAGGAUGUUCUUAUCUGGAAUCACCCACCAUUUAACUGAAGGUCCAACAUUUUACAGUUCACAGUAUCUUUCCUUUUUAUAUUUUUGCUUAAUGUAAAAAUGCAUAACAAGGGAAGUACAUUGUAUUGUCCAAAAUGAAAAUAGUGAAGCUUUGGUGAAGAUGAAAAAGGUACCAAAUUAGUAAAUUCUGUACUUAUUUAUUUAAGCAAACUUUCUUAACAGAUACAGUGCUGAGUGUACAAGAUAUGUACAUGCCUUAUUUAAAAAAAAAAUUGAGGUUCACAAGGCAUCUUCUAAAUUUUGCUUUGUAGAAUUAGUUCAUUUCUGAUUUUAACCAAAUAGAGUGUAAAUCUGACACUCCUUUUCUGCCUCUUUCCCCCCUACUAUGGUUUGUAAUUUUUUAAAGGUAGAAGUAUGGACAAAAUAGCGGUUUGGUUAAUUGUUAUGUACAAAAUCAAAGUACUCUGUUCCCUUCCCCUGUCCUCCUGGAGCUCUCUCUCCCUGAUCCUUUUCCAGUUGUUAGGGGUCUGAGAACAGCACAUCUGGGCUGUCCUGUGGUGUACUGGCUGCCUCCCCCACUUCUCUAGAAGCUCAGGAAAGUUGGAUCUAGCCUAUAGGGAAAUUGAGAAGUUUGCAUGUAAAGCUUCCCUAAACAGCACUGCCAAAGCUUUGGAAUUGUCAUCUGAGACUGCCCCUACUCCCUAGUUAACCUGAGUUUGAAUUGCCAAUAGUCUCCACAGUGCCAAAUUUUGGGAUGGUUCUACAGUCUUUUGGAAAUGAAGCUGGGAAUGACCACAUGCUCCUGAGCAAGAGGGCAAUCCCAGAUCCUCAUUAAUGCACUGCUCUGCUGCUGCUUCUUUGGCAAUUUGUACUCAUUAAAUGGGUUAGAAAUGGGAGGAUGGGAAAUUUUUAAAAUUCAGUGUAUUUGCAAUUCUUUAAUCAUAGGAAUAAACUCUACUUAUGUAGAGAGCUCCAACACUAGUCCCCAAGACCUGAAUUUUUUUUUAAUGUGACCAACUUAUACGAGGCAAUUAACUCUGAGUCACUGUUCUGAUGCAACAUGACUAUAUGCAUAUAUACUCAUUACUGGCAACUAAUGGCUACAUUCUAAUCCUUGCUGUGGAUUGAAGAUAUUGGCCUAUUGUAUCUUGCAUAUGUGGAGUAUUACAUAGAGAGUGUUAUAUAGUAAAGGAGCAUAUGCAAACUGGAUAAUUUAAAACACCUUAUUGACUUUGACAUUUUGCACAAAUGGUAAAAGGGACUGCAUGACAGAAUCCUCUCUGAAGUGGAUCUAGGAAACUGAUUACAUUAUUGGAAUGAGUCACUGGAGUAUGUGGAAAUGCAUGAGGGAUUGACAAGAAGCAAAGAAGGGAUCACUUUUUCCUUUGCCAGGUAUACCUUGAUUUUCCUUUUUUUUUUCCUUUCCUCCAUGAAUUGUUGGCAGAUCUCUCAUGCAACUAUUUCAAUGUAAGGCUUACAUUGAAAAAGGAUGAAAUUUCAUUGUACAUUUUAAAGUAUAGGGAAAUAUGCUUUAUAUAAAUCUUUAUUUUCCAAUGAUUUCAGAAAUUAUUUUUCCCUUCUUUCAACACAUCAUAAAUUGAUCUUCCCUUUAUAGUCCCCCAGAAUUACCUUUGCAUGUUAUACCAGCAUUUCCAGCAGUUCUGGAAAAAUGUAAUGACUGUUAGCUACUAUGCUGGGGCCUGUUUAAUUGCAUCUGGACUAAAACAUUAUCUGAAUUUUUGAGAUUGUUAGCUGCACACUAAAAAAUAGUAGAAUUCGAUGUUCCCCAAAGUGUGUUCCAAAGAACCAAGUUCCAAAGAUGCUCUUCCAAAUAUGGGGCUUCAGGGUCAAAGCAGUUUGGGAAACAUGGUCUUAGAAAGUACAUAUAAGCUCAUUGAAGCCUCUAAUUUAAAUAUACUGCAGUGGAAUGGGAAACAUACCACAUGCAUAAUUUCUGUUAGCUCUGUGUUUCCCAGAUUAAUUUGACCGCAGAACCUUUUUAAAAUAAUACCUAGUAACAUUCAAGGAAUACACUUUGGGAAAUUCUGAUAUAUUGAAAUGUGUUUUCUCAUUCCAAUAACAUUCAAGGAAUACACUUUGGGAAAUUCUGAUAUAUUGAAAUAUGCUUUCUCAUUCACCAUUACUCUUUAUAGUAGCAGUACAGUUUGCAAUUUAGUAGCACUAAUCCUUUCAUGGAAGAGGCUGAUUAAAUAGAAACAGUUUAAAAAUAGUCUUAUUUAAUGUGACGACUAGCACCUCAUAUUGAUAGCAGAAGUCUAACAAGUUUUCCCUCAUGUGAAUAACAAGUAAGAGCUUUACCUUAGAUAGGAAGUUCUCAAGUUCAUUCCAAGAUCUUUCAGUGCUUUUUUGCAGUUAUAUUUGCUCUCCAGGUUGAAUAAAUAUUUUUAUGUUUCAUCACUAUAUGUGAUAGUUUAAAAUAUAGAGAAAAUAAUAGAACAAGAAAAAGUUCAUGUUUGAUUUUAACUCACUUUUGAAAUUUUAACUCAAUUUUAAAAAUUAACUACAUUGAAUAAUAAUGGAAGUGCAAACUUAACACCUGUUUACUCUUUCCUCUAUUCUCUCUAGAUUCAAUGAAAUAAUUUAAAAUCAACUGGAGCUCCUAGGUCCUAAAUUUCUGUUAUAUGUCAUCCUACCUUUUAUAUUUUAUAUAUAUAUAUAUAUAUAUAUAUAUAUAUAUAUAUAUAUUAAGUUUAGCAAGUUAUCUCUUGCCUAACAUGUAAGGUUUGAUCAUAGUUCCAUAAUAGUCACUUUCAGUUUGGGCAGUUUGUUUGGGAUGCCAUUACAGAUAACCCCCCAAUAAUGGAUGAAACGUGGUACAGAGUGAAUUUAGGGUAAAAUCAGUAAUUUAAAAUUACAUCCAAUAUUUAGGAAUCUGCCCACUCUUUGAACCUAUCCAAAAUCUAAAGGUAGGAUCCCUUACUUUUAGGUGGCAUAUUGCAAAGGGCAAGGGACAGUCAGUACCAUGAGGCUUCCGUUGUUUCUGAAUAUGUUUUCUAAUAUGUAAAUUUUUGCUGAUUCCUAGUAAUGUUAAUGCUCUGUCCAUUAUUCUUUUUAUAACUGUUAAGCUACAAACUAUUACACUGAAGGUUGAUUAUGAUAAUUUUUACAUGUUUAGUAAUAACCACACCAUCAUAUGUACAAUCACUUUAAUAAAUCCAACUUAAAGACUUUGAGGAGAACACGUAGUAACUGUUCAUUUUGAAAAAUCAUCAUAGGCAUUUUCACUAUCUAAAACUUCAAUGAAAACAAGCAUGAAGCAAAGGAAUAGGUUGUAUUUAAAGAUGCACAGAGCUUCAUUUAUUCAAGGAGUUUUAUAAUCUGGUAUUAUUUAACUAUAAAAUCCUGCCUGCCAUUUGCUAAUUUGUGUGUGUGUGUGUGUGUGUGUACUGGGAAUUGAACCCAGGGCCUUGCACUUGUUAGGUAAGUACUCUACCACUGAGCUAUACCCCUAGCCUUUUUUAUUUUUAUUUUUAAGACAUGGUCUCAGUAAAUUGCACAGACUGGUCUUGAACUUGUGUUCCUCCUACCACAGCCUCUCCAGAAGGUGGGAUUACAGGCAUCCACCACUGUGCCUAGCCACAUUAAUUCUAGAAACCUCCAAGACCAGCAUUCCUAGCUCUGAGCACAAGCAGAAUCUUAUAAAAGCCCUGGUGGCUGAUUGUGGGGUAGGAGUUAGGGGAUGAGGAGUAGCAGGAAAAUUGGCCUGGGUCACUUGCUACCUCUACAGGAGCAAGACUGAAUUAGCUACACAUUCUCUUGUCACCUUCUAGCAUGAGUCAAUCCAGAAAUUAAUGUGAUGAAUUACUUCAAAAUAUUUAUAUUUUAAUUAGAUAAAUCAAUAUUUUAAAUGUGUUCAUGCAGAAGCAAAGGUAGAAAUAAUGGUCAAGGAAUUGGGAGAGGAUGGCCUUUGGGAUAACCAGAUAUGAAAAAUAUAAAAGUAGGUAAUCAGAGAUGUAAAUUACCAGGCUUUUCCCAUAUAUAGGAUGUGUUCAGUAGUGAUUCCUGACAUCUGCACAUAGAUCAGUAGGAUACAAUUGUACUUUUUAAAACAUCAAUAUUCUAAAAAGGAAGACAGGUUUUUUUUUUUUCAAUAAUGUAAAGUGGUAAAAUUAUAGACCCUAUUCCAUUGUUUUCCCCAACAAAAACAGAUAUGGUGUCAUUUAUUGCUGUUGUAAACACCUUUACUGUCCUUUCCAAAUCUUGGACAUGCUUUUAUCCUGAAUCCUUAGAAUUUCUGCAUUUGUGAAAAGGAACUACUCCUUUUUAGAAUUUUAAAAGAUACUAAAUAGUUGGCCUUUUAUUUUAGAUUGUCUGAAUUAAACUGAAAUCAAAUAAACACAGUCAUGGUCACAACUGAGAGUGUUUUAACAUAGUGGUAAUUUUCCAAAUGCCAACACGAAUACUAGUGAGUACCACUUUAUAACAGACAAUUUCAUGAAAAUGAACCACAUGAUAAUUUAAUGUUCUUGCUUCGUAUAAUGAAAAGGGUCAUCUUGCUCAUAUAAUUUUUUUUACAAAAGUAACCCUGCAGAAAUGGUGCUUUAGACAUCUCUAACUCAAGAAAAUGGUAUCUCUUGAAUACAUUUUAAAUUCUCUUCCUCAGAGUGUAUGAAAGAAAAAAUGGUGACUGCUGAGUAUAAUUAUGGAAAGAUAAAUUUACUACAUGGAGAAAACCUAGAAUCUGCCUUGGGACAUUAACCAAGAAUAUUUUUCUUAUUUAGACUCCAAGGCUAUAACCAAAAAGGCUUUAUGUAUUUAUUAUCUUGAUUAUCCUUUUAUCUCAGGCAUAUAUUCAGAAAGAAUAAUAGAUGCAACAAUGGAAAAACCCAUAACUUUUUUUUCUAUUAUAAAAAGCAGUCUUUGCCCUUUUUCAUUUAUUUGAAAUUCAGUUUCACAUUGAAACAUUAACAUCUACCACAUUAUCUUUCAUUUUAGUCUUCAAUUACUAAAAUAAAUAAUUUUGAUUUAUAGCACUUACACAACUUCGAUUCAGAUCAUAAAGUUGAAAUCUAUUUAGUGACAUCUCAACAUUCCUUUGGGCAACCAGGAAAAAGAGAACAAAAAGAAAUUUUAAUAAGUUUGGAAGAAUGAUUGUUCUGACAAGCCUGGAAAAUGGUCAUUAAUCUGUUAAUUCCAGGAGACCCCAAAGUGAACUCUGUUCAUUUACAUAAUCUCUAUAAGCAAACUGUAUGAGGUUUUUGAAUACAUAUAAGCAUCACUGCAUUUAUAAAUAUAUCUACCUUAUGAACAGAUUUCACUGGGAAAGUCACUAUUUUUAACUACAAGAAAGUCUGCUUAUAUAUUUUAUUAUUUCCUUUGUUUUAUUUUUCUGAGCACAGACCUUGAGCCAGGCAAUGACUAAAUGAAUGUAUCCAGUGGUGACCACUCAGGUGCCACCAUUGCCUUCUUGUGGUUUACAGUCUAUUGGGGGCCCCUUACAGAUAUUAAAACACUUAGUAUUGGCUGAAUGGGGUGAAAAACAUAUUUCAUGAUUUUCUCCAAUGGGCUGAAAUUCAUAAAACUAGGACAGAACUAGAAUUUUUUUUCUGCAUGUAAUAAUAAAUGGUAAGAGAUUGGUAAAUAUCUUGCCCACAGCCAAGCACACUGCAUUAAUUAUUCUGUUACUAGAUCAUCUGCUUUCCCAAGGAUGGAGUUGGGAGUUGAGAGACAAUGGAGGCUUCGGGGACCAAGAAAGAGACUGUCCCAGUGUAGGGACAAUAAAACCUAUGAGUGGUAAUUUCUGAUAACCUUAUUUUACAUUUUUAAUGACUGGGUAUCCUAAAUGUCCCUCUCCCCAAUUCUUUCUCUAUUACUUCUGCUUUUGCUUCUGUGUGAAUACUUUUUUCCUUUCUUUUUCAUUUUAUUUUAUCUUAUUUAUUUAGUUUUUGGUACCAGGGAUUGCACUCAGGGGCACUUGACCACUGAGUCAUAUCCCCAGCCCUAUUUUGUGUUUUAUUUAGAGACAGGGUCUCACUGAGUUUCGUAGUGCCUAGAUUUUUUUGAGGCUGGCUUUGAACUUGAAAUCCUCCUAUCUCAGCCUCCCAAGCUGCUGGGAUUACAGGCAUGCAGCACCAGCUAUAUUAAUACAUUUUAAAUUAGGAAUUAUCCAAUUAAAAUAUAAAUGUUUUGAGAUAAUUAAUGAUAGCACAUUUAACUUUUUAACUGACUUAUGACAGAAGGUGAUGAGAGAAUGUGUGUCCCCAGAAGCCUUCACCCUAAUGGGACAGCAGCUAUGCAUGGGCUCCACGAGUCUAGUCAAACAGGCUGUCUAUUCCUCUGUAAAAGAACAGGAGAAAAUGGAACAUCUCUCCAUGGCCCAUUUUUUUUUUUAAUUUUUUUUUUAAAGAGAGAGGGAGAGAGAGAGAGAAUUUUUUUUUUUUUAAUAUUUAUUUUUUAGUUCUCGGCGGACACAACAUCUUUGUUUGUAUGUGGUGCUGAGGAUCGAACCCGGGCCGCACGCAUGCCAGGCGAGCGCGCUACCGCUUGAGCCACAUCCCCAGCCCCUCCAUGGCCCAUUUUUAUUUUUGUUCCCAAGAGUAUAAAGUGUAACACUCUCAUGCCUCAAAAGAGAACCCAGAACUGAAAUUAUUUAUCAUUACUAUUCCUGAGUAUAAGGAAUUAUACAGAAAAUUAACAUACUUCAGGAGUACAAACAGAAGACUAAAGCCAGACUUUUUUUAAUCAUAAAUUUGGUAUUCAUAGUUACCUUACACAUUCUAAGAACUGGGCAUGGAAUUUUAAUUUUGAAUUUUUGAGCAAAAAUAACAUCUAUUUUCUGUAUGGAGAAAAACUAAAAUUCUAAAUAUAAGACUUUUAUUUUAUAACCACGGAAGUUAUGACCUCUUUCUAAAUGCUUGGCCUGCUAGCCAUCUUCCCUAGACCAUGAGAAUUCUAUUGAAAUAGAAUGAUUUUUUCCUCUAUAGAUAGUGAAUGGUAAGAAAUGAGACUAUCUCAUUGUGAUCAGAAAUUGACUUUUUGCUGUUAUUUUGUUUUUAAUCAUGAGAACUUGUAAAAGAAAAUUCAAAUUAAUACAAACCAACUUCUGAUUUGAUAAAUUAAAAUCACAGGUGGAGCCGGAUGUGGUGGUGUGCACCUGUAAUCCCAGCGAAUCUGGAGGCUGAGACUGGAUGAUGUCAAGUUCAGGGCCAGCCUCAGCAACUCAACAAGGCCUAAGCAACUUCAUGACAACCUGCCUCCAAAAAAGGGUUAGGGGGGCUGCUGGGGAUGUGACUCAGUGACCUUGAGUUCAAUCCCCAAUACCAAGCAACAACAAAAAAACCUAUAGGUGGAGUCUAGUUAUUAAGAAAGGAAAGGGGGAAAAAAGGCAGGAUUGGGAGAGAAUGGAAAAAAAAAUACCAUAACUGAACUGUAUUUUUCAUGAAUGGUACCAUAGUUCAAAAGUUCUGAUUUCUUAUUCUGCUGAAUUUAAAUAUAGUAACUUUGUUUAAGCUUUUAUUUAUACUUAUUUCAUCAUUAAAUUUUUUUCCUUCAGCAUUUUCUUGCUACUUUAAAAAUCACAAGGGCCUGUUUGUUUAUAAAAAGGUACCAGGAUUCACAAUUUAUUAGCAAUGUUUUCUUUUAGGAAUCUUCAAAUUAUAUUUGAUAAAUAAAUCACAAGUCUAAAUCUCAGGUCAAAUGACUCUUACAUCAAUCAGGCUUUCUGGUAAGUUCCUUUUUAAAAACCAUUCAUAAUAAAUACAACAAAAUCUUGACAAAACUUCAUUACUCUUGGUCCUCUUCUUUUUUUAUUGGUAAUAUUUUACACUUGUCUCUUAGAGUCAUUUGAAACAAAGUUGCAAUGUCAGUUUGGUGGAGCAUUAUCUGCAGUUGAUCUCAGAGUGCAUGGCAUCCGUGGUCACUCAAAAUGCAUGGCACGUCAUUCAGGUCCCUUUGAUGUGUGCUGGGGUACAGUUAGCAUUGUAGAGACUAAUGUGUUCAUGCAAUCACUAAUUCUAUAUUGUUGUAUACAAAAUGAACAGCUAAAAUUUCACCCUUACAACAAAAAUAAAUUAAAGCAAAAAUAAACACAUUAAAGUUAUUAAGCUUUA
Marmota monax (woodchuck) is the source of this 11362-nucleotide messenger RNA. It is a transcript of the gene Ppm1l, whose product is annotated as protein phosphatase, Mg2+/Mn2+ dependent 1L. NCBI's taxonomy places the organism in Eukaryota, Metazoa, Chordata, Mammalia, Rodentia, Sciuridae. The record is from RefSeq and is a predicted model, not a curated record. Gene Ontology annotation, molecular function: single-stranded RNA binding; protein serine/threonine phosphatase activity; cation binding. The transcript has 4 exons. The coding region runs from base 256 to 1338 and encodes 360 amino acids. Gene Ontology annotation, cellular component: ribonucleoprotein complex; cytosol; nucleus. Gene Ontology annotation, biological process: positive regulation of canonical Wnt signaling pathway; protein dephosphorylation; retrotransposition.